This is a messenger RNA of Prorocentrum cordatum, 1453 nucleotides long. The record is from the annotation of a GenBank genome assembly. Lineage: Eukaryota; Dinophyceae; Prorocentrales; Prorocentraceae.
CCCAAGCCCAGGCCGCUUGCUCAGGGCGCGGGGAGGCCUGGCCUUGAUGGACGGCUGCGCCGCGAGUCCGAACCUGAGCUCGUGCCGCCCAGAGAGCGGCUCGCGCGGGCACCAUGCGGUGGGGUGGGUUGGGGUGGGGGGCGUUGCUGGUGGCAGAGGCCCGCGCGGGCGCGGCGCGCGGCGCGGGCGCCUCCUGCUAUCAGCCUGCCUUUGACAGCGGGCCGACGUGCUGUGUGUCGAGCUCGGACGAGGUGGCUUUCCUCGACGCGCGGUCGAGCGCCUGUGCGCACUUCGGGCACGGCCUGCUCGCGGCCUCCGAGUACCUGCGGCCGCCCAACGGCACGGUCGACUUGCCUCACGAGGCGGCCUUCCAGGAGGCCGCCUUCAAGCAGGGCAUCUUCAACACCGUCACGUAUCGGGACUGCGACACCACCUGGCUGGGCGUCACCAUCCGCCAGCCGACGCAGGACAUCAUGAUCAUACAGCAGCUGGUGUACGCCCUGCGCCCGCAGCUGUUCGUGGAGUUGGGCAGCUUCCGCGGCGGACUGGCCUACUUUGUGGCGACGCUCUUCCACCUGCUGGGCCAAGAGGAUGGCCGUGUGCUGAGCGUGGACCAGGUCGAGAAGGAGUACCACGAGCAGCGGAGCUGCACGUCCAGUGGGAGGAGAGUCGGCGGGCGGCGCGAGAGGUCCAGUCAGCGGCGCCCGGUCGGCUCCCUCAACCAGGACAGGAUCUGGAGGCAGCACGUGCGCGAGGUGAUCGCCGGCUCCACCUCUGAGAAGGCGCUGAUGUGGGUUCGUCGCGAGCUGCGCAGGCUGCCAUCUGGCGCCAGCGUUGUCAUCACGCUCGACAGCGCUCACAACUACGCCCACGUGUGGAGUGAGAUCCAGCUGUACGCGCCGCUGGUGCCCGUGGGCUCUUACCUCGUCGUGCAGGACAUCAUCCUGGACUUCGUGAAGCAGCCCUGGCAGGGCCCGAAGGCGGCCGUGGACCGGCUGCUGCAGGCCCGGCCAGAGGAGCGGGCGCUUCUGGGCACGUGGCUGUGGGACAAGUCUGUAGAGGUGUACGGAUACACCGGCCACGCGUACCUGCGCCGCGUGGCAUAAAGCGAGCGACGCAUCGCCAGACGAUGCAUCGUCAGACGCUGCUCCCGGACGGGCGGAGGGCCCCUCCUUCUCGCUCCCGCCGCGCAGCCAGCGCGCCGGGCGCGCGCGCGCGCGCGGCCCGACGGACGAGGGCGAGCGGCGGCGACGAGGCGACGAGGGCCAUGCCAGGGCGGAUGGGGAUCGGUUGAACGGUGCUCCCUCGCCCUCCCCUCCUCCCCAUCGCUCGGGUCUGAGUGCAGGAUGGCUCCAAUAUGGUCCCAAUGUGCUGCAAGAGACUGCCAAAAGCCUCCCAAGAGCCGGCGUAUUGUAGGGGUCGUGACGUUUGGCCUUUUGCGAGUAGUCUACCC